Molecule: messenger RNA, 1347 nt
Organism: Hordeum vulgare subsp. vulgare (domesticated barley)
Lineage: Eukaryota; Viridiplantae; Streptophyta; Magnoliopsida; Poales; Poaceae
Product: probable membrane-associated kinase regulator 3
Exons: 1
Coding region: 193-1125 (310 amino acids)
Cellular component (GO): plasma membrane
Molecular function (GO): kinase inhibitor activity
Source: RefSeq, a predicted model, not a curated record
UAACUUCGGCCAUUACUGUAUCCCUCCCCCUCCCUGCUCUGCGACUGCAUUUGUGGCGCUGCAUUCCUCCUCCACCAACCUAACCAGCCCCAGACUCCCACGGCUCCGGCCCCCAAAACCCUAUAAACCGUCUCUCCAUCCCCCACCCGAACCCAAAGCCCGGUUGCACAUUCCACCUCCGGCGGCGCGGCAAUGGCGAGGGCCCCGACCAUGGUCGUCCAGGACGACUACAUCGACAUGGACCUCUCCCCCUCCUCCCCCAAACGCGCGCUCCUCGAGUUCGAGUUCCACAGCUCCGGUGCCGGCGCCGCCGUGUCCAACUCCAGGGAGCGCAGGGGGGAGGAGGCCGCGUACGCGGCGUCGGCCGACGAGCUGUUCUACAGGGGCAAGCUCCUGCCGCUCCACCUCCCGCCGCGGCUGCAGCUCGUGCAGAAGCUGCUGCAGGAGCAGCAGGCGCGCGCGCCGGAGAUCAAGCCGGCGGCGGCGGAGGCGGCGGAGCCCGGCGUGAGCGCGAGCGCGGAGGCGGAGGACGGCAAGGCGGGCGCCAAGAGGUACUCCUGGUCCAGGAGGCUGAAGCUGAUGAAGCGGUGGGCGUCGAGGGAGUACAUCAAGUCCCUCUUCCUCGCCAAGGCCGGCGACCUCGGCAUCCCCAACGGCGGCGGGAGGGAGCGGGCGGGCCUGCUGGACCAAGACGACCUCUGCGGCCACCGCAGGUCCUUCUCCGGCAUCAUCCGGCGGGUGCGCCUGGUGGUGGCCACCAAGGCCCCGGCGCCGGGGGCCUCGCCGCUCUGCUCCUCGUCCUCCGCGUCCUCCUCCUCCUCGUCGACGCCGUCCUGCGGCAACGCGGAGCGGUUCUUCCUCCGGCCGAGGGCGGCGGCGGCGGCGACGAUGCCGGUGCCGAUGCUGAAGCGGAGCAGCAGCGCCGGGUCGGAGGAGGGGGCCAUCCAGGGCGCCAUUGCCCACUGCAAGAGGUCUCACCAGCAGCUGCUGCUGCAGCAGGGGAGGAAGAGCGCCAGCGGCGUCGUCUUCUACUCCGUGUCCAACACCCCCAGGAUCUCCACCUCCGUCGCCGCCGCCGCCGCCAACGAGUCCUCGCAAGAGAGGCAGGAGAUGUGCAGGGGAUGACUCCAUGCCAUGAGCACCAACGUUUCCUUUCCUUUUCUUCCCCCCUUCUUUCCCUCUGUUUUUGGGGGGGAAAUGUUUGUGAAGAUGAGCAACGUGCCUGUGAAUUAUUUGUGUCAAGAACUUCUCUUUGGUUUUGCCAUGGUUGUGAAUGGAUCAGAAGCUCUGUUCUUCUACUAGAUGUGUGAUUCCCAAAGAUCAAAAGAUGUUUCAACCAUUGUUUGA